Molecule: messenger RNA, 951 nt
Organism: Lodderomyces theae
Lineage: Eukaryota; Fungi; Ascomycota; Pichiomycetes; Serinales; Debaryomycetaceae
Exons: 2
Coding region: 1-951 (316 amino acids)
Biological process (GO): Golgi organization; protein secretion
Cellular component (GO): Golgi apparatus
Source: RefSeq, a predicted model, not a curated record
AUGUGUAUCACUAUUGCUACCACAGAUCAUCCAGACUACCCCUUCAUUCUCCUCUCUAAUAGGGACGAGUUUUUCCGAAGACCAACAGCGCCAGCCCAAUUUAGGCAGAUUAACGACCACGAAAAAUUGUUGGCUCCUCUAGACUUAGCCAGACAUGAACAUGGCACAUGGAUCGGAGUGACAACUACAGGGAAGAUUGCAGUAUUGGUAAACUAUCGUGAUAUGGAUACGGAAAGUACUAUGAAACAAGUAUCGAGAGGAGUGCUACCCUUGAGUUAUUUAGAAACAACAAAAUCUGAUGAUGAAUGGAGAGACAGCUUUUCUAUGGAGAUGCAGAAUGGCAACGCUACUCUUGACUUGAAGAAUAUAGGUGGGUUUACGUUGUUGUAUGGCUCAUUGCGAGUUAACCCUGAAGAUGGUGUGGAUCAUUUGAACAUUUUGAGUAAUAAGGGCCAUCAUGGGAGAGUGUUCGAAAAGAGUGUGCAACAGUCGGGGGGCCUCAACAGUAUUUCAACAAAGUCCACGUUUGGUAUGUCAAACUCCUUAUACAACGAUCCUUGGAAGAAGGUUGAACUUGGUGAAAGAAUGCUUAAGGAGCUCAUUUCAGCAUCAGUUGAGUCGUCCCUAACUCAAGAUCAACUAGUUGAAGAGUGCUUCAAAUUGUUAAGUCAUGAUACAUACGACAGAGCUAUCAUGAAACAACAUGAUUUUGAUGUCAAGGUGUUGGCGUUAAGAAAUUCGAUAUUCAUACCACCAUUAAAGCGCGAAGGUGCAGAGAGUCAUUUGGCAUCGAUUGGCGAAUACUACGGCACAAGAACCCAAACUAUUAUUUUAGUAGACAGGUUGGGAAAUUUAAACUACUAUGAACGAAAUUUGCAUUCGUCUGAUGUCCCUGAAGUGGAUAGUCCAUUAAUUACAUCGAGGUACUCGUUUAAUAUAUAUGGUAACUAA